UCAAACAAACAUCGCCCUAAGAAGCAAUAGCCGCAAUUGUAAGAAGUGUCAUUACAAAUAAAUCGAAAUCGGAGCCUUUCAGAGCGUGUGCGCCCGAACUUGGGCUGCGUCUCUGUGACGGGGCGGUGCCUCUCGACUUAAGGAGCUCGUAAUGAGCUGCAAGUGUUGUCUUACAGAGAGGAAGGCGCGACAGAUUUCUCCUGAUUAUCGUAGAUACAACAUUCGGCUUUGUUUCAUUUUCUUUUUAAACUCGAAAAUUCACUCUGAGAGUGUGGAAACAGCAUUGAAAGGCAUUGCUCCGCGCUGAUUAUGUGUCUGUGGAUGUCAUUUUUACCGCCUUGUCGACGAUUUUUUUUAAACUGUCGUUCUGGGAACUGGCCUAACCUAACGAAAUACUCAUUCCUCAUACAAAGAGGAAUACUGCGAGAGCAAAAAUAAAGGUUGGCCAAGAUGUCAUCGAUCGCUGCUUACUAUGCAGGAAAAAAUGUGCUCAUCACAGGAGCCACUGGCUUCAUGGGCAAAGUACUUGUGGAGAAACUGCUGCGGUCCUGCCCUGACGUGAAAGCUAUCUACAUAUUGGUGAGGCCUAAAGCUGGACAGUCGAUGCAGGCAAGAGUCACAGAUAUGAUGAAAUGCAAGUUGUUUGAUAGGGUGAGGGAAGACUUCCAGAAGAAGAUUAUUCCAAUCGGCAGUGAGCUGAUGCAGCCUAACCUGGCCAUCAGUUCAAAGGACACUGAACAUCUGCUCUCCUGCAUUAACGUUGUCUUCCACUGUGCAGCUACCAUUCGAUUCGACGAGCCUUUAAAACAUGCCCUACAGCUGAAUGUGGUGGCUACACAGCAAUUGUUAGUGCUGGCCCGGCAGAUGCAAAAGCUUGAAGCCUUCAUUCACAUCUCCACUGCUUACGCAAACUGCAACCGGAACCAUGUAGAAGAGGUCAUAUACCCUCCGCCUGUAGAGCCAAAGAAGCUCAUCGACUCUUUAGAGUGGAUGGAUGAUAGCAUGAUCCAAGACAUCACCCCCAAACUGAUAGGAGACCGGCCAAACACAUAUACUUAUACAAAGGCACUCGCAGAGUAUGUGGUGCAGCAAGAGAGUGAAGGUUUGAAUAUUGCCAUAAUCAGGCCUUCUAUUGUUGGAGCCAGUUGGCAAGAGCCAUUCCCAGGCUGGAUUGACAAUUUCAAUGGACCAAGUGGGCUUUUCAUCGCUGCUGGCAAAGGGAUUCUUCGCACUAUGAGAGCUACUAAUGAUGCAGUAGCUGACCUGAUCCCUGUUGAUGUAGUGGUUAAUCUCACGCUUGCAACUGGUUGGUAUACAGCAGUUCACAGGCCAAAAACUACCCUCAUUUACAAUUGUACCACAGGAGGCAUCAACCCGUUUCACUGGGGAGAGAUUGAGUACCACGUCAUUUCCACGUUUAAGAGGAAUCCUCUGGAUCAGGCCUUUAGAAGGCCUAACGCAAAUAUUACAUCAAACUACUUGAUUAAUCAGUAUUGGAUUGCUGUCAGUCACAAAGCUCCUGCUUUGGUUUAUGAUCUUUAUCUGAGGCUAACAGGGCAGAAACCACGAAUGAUGAAGAUCUUCAACAGACUUCAUAAAUCCAUGAUGCUGCUGGAGUACUUCAGCAGCAAGUCCUGGGACUGGAGUUCAGAGAACAUGAACAUGCUGCUGAGUCAACUCAGCCUCGAGGAUAAGAGGGGAUUCAAUUUUGAUGUUCGCCAGCUUCACUGGCCAGAAUACAUUGAGAAUUACUGCAUAGGAACUAAGAAAUAUGUGCUAAAUGAAGACAUGUCUGGACUCCCAGCAGCAAGACAGCAUCUAAAGAAGCUACGAAACAUCCGCUAUGCCUUCAACACAAUUCUUCUCGUUGUCAUCUGGCGUGUUUUUAUUGCUCGAUCACAAAUGGCUCGCCACAUCUGGUAUUUUGUUGUGAGCCUGUGCUACAAAUUCCUGUCCUACUUCAGGGCAUCCAGUACUCUCCGGCACUGAGGCCUAUCCCAUUUGGCAUUCUGCAAAUUGAAGGACAUCAAUUUGCUACAAAUGACAAGCAACCCUUUUGGAAUAUUCCCUCCCCAGAAAGGCCACAAGACUUCCCAAGCCAUCGUAAAGAAAAUAAUGUGACUCUGCAUUCCAACGUAACCAAACUACACUGCCAAUGUUAUAAUAAAGAACGAUAAUAUUUUCACACCAAGUAUAUGUUGGUGUGACCUUCUGGUUUUCUAGCAUUACCAUCUUGUUCAAAUUGAUACCAUAAAGAAUUUUUCAAUGUCUGUAUUUCUACACACUUUCAUGCAAUACCCUGGCUUGACUUUUACAGGUAAUUGCUGGAAUGGAUUGUAAAGUACAAAAUUGUCUCUUCUGCAUCACGAUAUUUUGGAUGCAGGGCCCUUAUUCACAAAAGGAACCUGCGCAGUGUAUAGACCUGAUUAGUCCCAAUACAUUAAAGACUGGUUUUGCAUCCAGUUAUCUUUGUGAAUAGGGCUUGAGGCCCAUUGUACAGUUAAUGUAAUAGGAAAAUCACUUUCCAGCAAUAACACAGUAACAUUCUACUUCUUGGUGCUAAAAUGGCAAAGAAAGCUUACUAAACAUUUCUGGGUGUUUUACACUUGUAAAAUGUAUAUAUAAAGUUGACAUUUGACCAAAACAUAUGAAGUUGCUUCUAUUUCUUGCAGGACGCCACCAUUUCUCCCCCUCCCAAAGUUUGCCAACUUGCCACCAUCUGAAGACCUUGGCAGCAACACCACAAUUUUAUGACAACAGAAUAAAAAGAACUGAUACGUGAAACUAAUUCUGUUGUAUCUUGUGCCUGACUGCGAAUCACUAGAGAAGAGCUAUUCCAGAUUUUAACAUUGGCCAAGGCUUUUCUUGAUAAAACAGAAAGGAAUUAUGUCAUGUGUUACAGUCUUUGUAGAGACAGAGUCGUUUUAGAAGACAAAUUCAGACUUAUAGUUUUUGGCUGAAAGGAUGACAUGACAGGAUUUCAUUGUUGAGUCUUUUACAGUAAAUGCCUUAAAAGCAGUUUAUUAACCUCUAUUUUUGUAGGCAAUUUAUACCUUAAAGUACAGAACAGAUUAGAACUUUAAACAGAAAACAAAAAUACUUUCAGGUAUACGUUGCGUUGCCCUCUAAGCAGGCAUUCAGUUCUUCCUGAAUCUGCCCAAAAAUUAAUAACUCAUCUGGGUUUCCUUCUGAAAUUUUUCUCUCCUUGCCUGAAAACUUUUAACUCCAGAAUAUCUUCCACAGUGCAAGUUUUGGAUUCUUGGCUAUCUAGCUAAAGCAAGGCAAAUCCUCCAGUCUCAUUUUAUUUGCAUACAAAUUUUUCAGUGCAAGUGCAAAAGUCCAGCUGCAUUCCUGUGUGGCAAGCCAUAAAGAAUUUUAGCAAAACUGUUUACAACCUAACAUUCUCAACACUUUUCUAGUACUUUGGAAACUCCCAGUUUGCCCACGGAAACUGCUCUUGUCUCCAAAUGUAAACACCUUCCACCUUCACAGAAAAUGAUCUGUGUCACUUUGGUCUUAAUCACUGAAACUAUCUGACUUGCUCUCAGACUGACUACAAAACAGAUGACAUGACUGUCUUCAUUUUUUUUACCUUAAAGUCAUCGUCGAAAACCAUCAUCUUAUAAACCUCGUAAUGGUAAUGUGUAGAGCAGCUGGAAAUCAGCUAUGAUAAUGUUACUUCUUCCAACACAAGUGGUGAAAGAUUAAAUAUUACUUUUGAUAGUCAUAAAAAUAAUAUUAGCCUCAUGUUAUUAUGAGCAUGCUUUGCUUGUCUAGUGUUUCUAGUGGAUUGAGGGUUUCUAAAGUGAACUAUGGUAAAUAUUUUCACUGUAUGGCAGAGUAAGACUGUCACAUUCAUUUCAGUGGGUGGCAACAGAGAUUCAAUUGGUAUGUAACUUCCUGAGAUAAAUGUCCUUGCAUACAUUCAGGUCCUCAAGACAAAUGCAUGGCAAUUCAUUGUAGUGGAAGAUGAUGCAAGUCCUCAAUUAAGUAUUCUUUAAGAAUGUUGUGUAGCCAAUAAAAUGAAACUUUCACUCAGCAAUCAUCCUUCAUUAAAGUAACCAUGAAUUAUGUUAAUUAUAUUUUUCACACAACCUUGCUGAGGGAAGUUUUCUUCCAUUAGUGGGAUUUGAAGAUCAUUUUAUAAGAUGGAUUGAUUUCAUAUCUUGGAAGUGUAAGGCUUUUGCCUUCUCAAUGCAUUACCAAAUUGUAGUCUUACAUGUGCCAUUUGUCCUGAUUUCAAAUGAAAUAGUAUAAUUGUACUGCAAACAAAGUUAUAUCAGUGAUCUCAACAUCUCCUGACUGAGCUCCGAGGUCUAGUACUACUAUGAAAGGAGAGAAUAAAGUAAGUUUUUUUUAUUUGAAAACUAUUUUGCAGUUUUGUGUGGUCUACAAACUUCCCAACUGUCUACAUUGUGAAAUAGAACACGUGAUCUGAUUGAUUCAGCUUGUGUUAAAAAUUAAAUCAUUUAAUCAGAGGUAUUCCAGUUAAAUUCAGGAAAAUAUGGCUAAUAUUUUAAGUGAAAGCAUGUGUAAAGUGCAAAGUGAAGUGUAGAUUAGAAGCAUCUGGAAUGUGGUUUGUCCAAAUCAAAACUGCUCACUCAUAAUUCAGUUCUUUCAAGCAUGUUUAAUGAAGGAAUUAGAAUUUUUUUUAUAACAGCCAACUCAAGGUGCUUGAUCCUUAUAUGCAAAAAUGGACAAGGAAGAGAGAAAUCAGCCUACUUGUAUAUUUCACCUUCCCUAAAUGGUUGGCAUUUUUAUGUGAAUGUUAAAGGAAGGAUUUCCUGUGCUAUUUUGUAAUUGAGCAACAUCUAGUGAAGCCAUUAAAGAGCUGCUAUUUUGACUUCUCAAUAUCCAGUUUUACAAGGCAAAGUGUGCAUUUUUCAGACUCCACCUAUUUUCACCAGUAUUCUGUGCUUAUUUAAGCAGUUUUACUUAUCUAGGUGGGCUUCCUUGCCCUCUUACAGCUCUUUUGUCAUAAAUUCAAUAACAUUUCUCUCCUGCUAAUAAAAUUGUUAC
Molecule: messenger RNA, 5019 nt
Organism: Stegostoma tigrinum
Lineage: Eukaryota; Metazoa; Chordata; Chondrichthyes; Orectolobiformes; Stegostomatidae
Product: fatty acyl-CoA reductase 1-like
Exons: 12
Coding region: 451-1989 (512 amino acids)
Biological process (GO): long-chain fatty-acyl-CoA metabolic process
Cellular component (GO): peroxisome
Molecular function (GO): alcohol-forming very long-chain fatty acyl-CoA reductase (NADP+) activity
Source: RefSeq, a predicted model, not a curated record